AUGGCCUUCAUCACUGCCUUUAUUGCCAGCUUUAUGGAGGACCCGAACCACCGCCGUGCUGUCCGCAACGGCUACCUCCUCAAGACCAAGGCCCGUGCCGAUGAGCUGAAGGCUCAGUGGGCGCUGCCGGCCCGUGGUGCCGGUAUGUGGCGCAACGUGGCGUACAAGGUCCAGCGGUACGCUGGGGCCGAGGCUGAGGCUGAUGUGGAGUAG
This is a messenger RNA of Thecamonas trahens ATCC 50062, 213 nucleotides long. RefSeq lists its product as uncharacterized. The record is from RefSeq and is a predicted model, not a curated record. Bases 1 to 213 code for a protein of 70 amino acids. The transcript is spliced from 2 exons. NCBI's taxonomy places the organism in Eukaryota, Apusomonadida, Apusomonadidae.